Molecule: messenger RNA, 1415 nt
Organism: Passer domesticus (house sparrow)
Lineage: Eukaryota; Metazoa; Chordata; Aves; Passeriformes; Passeridae
Gene: PBK
Product: PDZ binding kinase
Exons: 8
Coding region: 164-1189 (341 amino acids)
Biological process (GO): peptidyl-serine phosphorylation
Molecular function (GO): protein serine/threonine kinase activity; ATP binding
Source: RefSeq, a predicted model, not a curated record
GGGCGCGCGCGGGGUUCGAAAGCGGCGCGCGGGAAGGGCGGGAAACGGCGGGAAAAGGCGGGAAAAGGGAUCCCGGAAUUCCCCGGGAAUUCCCCGCGAGCGGCGCCGGGGACAGGAUCGCGGACCGAGGAUCGGGAUCGGGAUCGGGAUCGGGAUCGGCUCCAUGGACACCUUCCAGUCCCCCCCGCCCUCCUCCCGCCGGAUGAGGGACAGAGAGGAGCCCGGCCUCGAGUCCGUGACCAUCCCGGCCUCUCCCUUCAUGCGGAAGUUGGGAUUCGGCACCGGCGUCAGCGUCUACCUGAUGGAAAGGUCCCCGCGGGAGCUGCCCCGCUCUCCGUGGGCCGUGAAGAAAAUCAGCUCCGGCUGCUCCCGGCGGCAGCGGCAGCUCUUCCAGAGCCGGCUCCGGCACGAGGCCCAGACCCUGCGGAGCCUGCGGCACCCCAACAUCGUGGGGUACCGCGCGCUGGGCGCGGCGGCGGACGGGAGCCUGUGCCUGGCCAUGGAGUUCGGGGGGGAGCAGUCGCUGCACGAGCGGAUCGAGGAGCGCCGCGGGCGGGGCCUGGGCGCCUUCCCGCCCGACACCAUCCUGCGCGUGGCCCUCAGCGUGGCCCGCGGCCUCCAGUACCUGCACACGGAGCAGCGGCUGCUGCACGGCGACAUCAAGUCCCCCAACGUGGUCGUGCGCGGCGACUUCGAGGCCGUCAAGAUCUGCGACGUCGGCGUCUCGCUGCCGCUGGACGAGAACCUGACCGUGCGGGACCCCUCCCUGCGCUACGUGGGCACGGAGCCCUGGACGCCGCCCGAGGCGCUGGAGCCGGGCGCGGCCAUCUCGGACCGCGCCGACAUCUUCGCCUUCGGCCUCACGCUCUGGGAGAUGCUGGCGCUGAGCGUGCCCCACCUGCCACCGCCCCACAGCGACUCCGAAGAGGACUCGAGCUGCUCCGAGGACUCCCUGGACGAGGCGGCGUUCCGGGCGGCGCUGGGCACGCGGCCGGCGCUGCCGCGCGAGGCGCUGGCGCCGGCGCAGGCCCCGGUGCGGGAGCUGUUCUGCGCCUGCACCGCGCGGCCGCCGCGGCUGCGCCCGCCCGCCGAGCGCAUCGCCCGCGCCCUGGAGCCGGCGGAGCCCGAGCGCGCCCGGAACGCAGCGGGGCUGAGCCUGCGGGAAAACGGAGCGGGAACGCUGGGGUGAACCAGCGGGAAUGCUGGGGUGAACCAGCGGGAAAAUGGAGCGGGAAUUCUGGGAUAAACCAGCGGGAAUUCUGGGAUAAACCAGCGGGAAAACGGAGCUGGAAUUCUGGGAUAAACCAGCGGGAACGCUGGGAUAAACCAGCGGGAAUGCUGGGGUGAACCAGCGGGAAUUCCGGGAUAAACCAGCGGGAAAAUGGAGCGGGAAUGCCGGGAUAAACCAGCGGGAA